AUGAAUCAAAAGAAAUUAAAAGAACUUGCCGAAAGUGCUAAUGCUAUUAAAAUCGGUGGCAAGGGUACAGCUCGUCGCAAGAAGAAAAUUAUUCAUCGACCAGCUAAUGUAGAUGAUAAAAAACUUCAAAGUUCAUUAAAAAAACUUGCUGCAAAUAAUAUUCCAGGCAUUGAAGAGGUCAAUCUAUUCAAAGAUAAUGGUGAAGUAAUUCAUUUUGCUAAUCCUAAAGUACAAGCAUCACUUGGUUCAAAUACAUUUGCUAUUAGUGGUGCUUCGGAUACAAAAUCUCUACAAGAUAUGUUACCGACAAUUAUGUCACAAAUGGGCAUGUCAGCUGAUGCAGGUUUAGCAAGUGAACUCGGUCGACGUAAGCUUGGUUCACAUGGUGAACAACAACAACCAGGUGAUGGACAAACUGGAACAACAAAUGAACAAGAAGGUGAUGAUGAAGUUCCUGAUCUUGUGGAAAAUUUUGAUGACGUAUCAAAUUCAAAAUGA
Molecule: messenger RNA, 498 nt
Organism: Rotaria sordida
Lineage: Eukaryota; Metazoa; Rotifera; Eurotatoria; Philodinida; Philodinidae
Source: the annotation of a GenBank genome assembly